Schistosoma mattheei is the source of this 1719-nucleotide messenger RNA. Lineage: Eukaryota; Metazoa; Platyhelminthes; Trematoda; Strigeidida; Schistosomatidae. The record is from the annotation of a GenBank genome assembly.
AUGAAUAAAAACUAUCCUCGCGAAAUACACAUCCAAAAUGGGAAAACUAUACACAAUCGAAGUGCUUUGAGUAAUGGCAAGGAAGAAAAUAGCAAGUUAGAACGAAAUUUAACUAUCCACUGGUGCGAAUCUGAAAUGUCUUAUCAUGAGCUAUCCCGUGAAUAUACUGGGGUCGAUAUACGCAAUAACGAAUUGCAAAAUAAUAAUUAUCUUGCUGAACCUGGUGGCCAAUUAAGACCUGCAAUCUCAGAAGUUGAAGGGUUGGACAGAUACGCUAAACAAUGCUUAGAAGAGAGAUCUGUAACACCACCUGAAAGAAAUGGCUAUAUGAAUGGUCAUUCAACUAAAUCGGAUGCUAAUCACGUUUCUACAGAAUCGUCUUCUUCAUUUAAAAGGCAUCCUACUCAUAAAAAUGAUCAAAAAAAUGUACAAAAGCAACCAGAAAGCCUGACAGUUUUUGAGAAAUUAUGUCAAAAGUUUUCUAAAGAUGCAACUUAUAAGAAUGAAAUACGUGCUGGAAAACGAUUGGGAUUUUAUCGAUUUGUUCUGGAUAUUGGAAGAGGGAACUUCUCAAAAGUCAAGCUGGCACUUCAUAGUUUAGUCAAUAUCGAAGUUGCAGUCAAGGUUAUUGACAGAACUAAAUUUGAUGAGAAAACUCGACGCUUACUUUCGCAAGAACUAACAAACAUGGAACGUUUACAUCAUCCACACAUAAUUCGUGCAUAUGAAGCACAUGAGGUAUUACAACGUUGGCAUUUAGUUAUGGAAUAUGCGCCUAAAGGUGAACUUAAUUCAUAUUUAAAACGAUCUGGUCGAUUGGAUGAAAAAACAUCAAAAAAUUAUUCUUCACAAAUACUUUCAGCUCUUGAUCACUUACACAAUAAUGGUGUGGUCCAUCGAGAUCUAAAGGCGGAGAAUGUUUUCAUCGUCAGCAACAUGUAUGUUAAACUUGGUGAUUUUGGCUUUUCUAAAUGUGUGGCUCCAGAUGCUGCCUUGACAACGUUCUGUGGCUCUCCGCCAUACGCUGCUCCUGAGUUAUUUGUUGCGGAUUCUUACACAGGACCAGCUGUGGAUCUUUGGGCUCUUGGUGUUCUCUUAUUUUAUAUGGUGACUGGAAGUUUGCCUUUUAAAGCGGAUAGUUUACACAAAAUUAAACGUUUAAUCCUAUCAGGUGAUUACCGAAUCCCAGCCUAUGUUUCAAAUGAUUGUCAAACAUUAAUCUCAGGAUUAUUGGCGACUAAUGUUGAACGCAGAUAUACCGUAUCUCAGGCGAAAAGUUCCAAAUGGUUCAAUGAUAUUGACUGGCAGCAUCUAAUGAAGCAUAAAGAUCCAACUCCUGAUGAGAUUGAUGAUGCAUCUGCUCGGUAUCUAUUGAAAAAAUGGUGGGAUGUAGACUCUUAUGAAUUAGAUAAAGCAUUGAGUGAAGGCCCUAAAAACAAACUAACUGGUAUUUAUCGUAUUCUUCGUAGUAAAGGUUUACAAUACAAGAAAGAUCCUACCUUACCUGAUCAAAAAUAUAAAAAUAAACGAGGUCGAGUUAAACGUAAUGGUUCUUGUAGUACCGGUAAAAAUAAACCACGACCAGCUAGUGUAUCACAUAAAGAAUUAACAACUGUUGAUUUGAGAGAUCAAAAAUCUAUAAAAAAUGGUGAAAACUCUACACGAACUUGCAACAUUUUGUAAAAAAAAUAAAUAAUGUAUAAUUCAUUUUCAUUUUAU